UCUAAGGGGGUCUCCUGCAGCGGAGUUUUAUUUCUUUGACGUCAAAUCAGUGCUAUGGGAAGUAUGCCGUUUCCUAUAUUGGUCUACAGCGAUGUCUUACAGAAAGGGCCAGGGACGGUGAACUAGCCUGGAGCGGAGCGCGGUGACUUUCACGACAGCACGGUUUUUCACCACGUUUUUUGGCAUUCCUCGUGAAACCUGUUAGUGAUUUUCUGGUGUAAUUAUUCUUUGUUCUGUCGUGCGUCGACUUCCAAAUGUGUCGUUUUGGAUGGGCUGCACUGGAAACUUCUAUCGCUGGCAGUUCUAGCAACUGUGUGGCUACAUGGUAUGCAUGCUUCCCGUGUAUGUCUUGUUUCCUUUUCAUGGUUUUCUUCGAAAUUGGCACUACGUAGUUGCAAGAGGACUGCAUUCACAAGCCUCAUUUAUCAGAGAAUGGGUUUUAUCGGGCAAUGACGGAGGCGCUGGACGGGAAAAUGGAGCUUGUAGGCUGCUGGAAUUUAUUCCGUACCAGCAUGUUGGAACCCUCUGGCAUGUCAGCCGUGGAUGAGCUCGCUUCUCUCCUUUUUUUCAGUUUUUUUCUGUUUCCCCACUGUGACAGUUCUCCAUAAACAAAAGGAAAUAGCCACUUGUUUUGUCCACCUGCUAUAUGAAGCCUAGGCCGGUCAAUAGGGGAGCUUCCUCGUUUCCGUGCUCAACGCAAAUUAAAGUAGUGUCGAGCAAAGAGAGGCCUUCCACUUUGCAUAGUGUCCGCAUAGAGUGAGGAAGCGUCAUGCAAAAAGUGGAAUCUCCAAAGGGUUGUUUUUUAUGUAUAUCACUAAAGCGAGGCGCUGGAGUUUGAUGUCUCUAGUCCCUCGCUGGAUAGGCUUCAGGCGUUUCGGCGCGUGGACACACUUCGUGAUAAGUCGACAGUACUUGAUCAUUUCUCUGUUGUAGCUUCGAAAAUACGUCCUUGACUCCUAGCAAAGAGCACUGUAUUCAGCGAGUGGUUUUCCGGGAUGAACACGUUCGUGUAUCCUAGUUGCAAUUACAUUUUUUUGGCAACUGAAAUUAUUCACUAUGAAUAAGUGGUGGUUUGCGAGCAGCUGCUUUGUUCUUCGGCCGACUGCAUCUGCAUCGCUCAGUGUAAAUAAAAAACAGUUUGAAUUUCUUUGAAGAUAGUGUCGGUCUUGCAGUCUUUGCUCCCCGUAUGUGCAGUCUUGUGCGUCUUCUUCGGUUUCACUUUUCACAUGCUUUGCAUUUUCCUCUUUUGUGUGUGUCUUCCAUGGGCUUUUUUGUCUAUUCCUUUUGUAUCUGGCCUCGCUUCUGCAUCUACGCUUGUCUGAACCAUUUGUUUUCCGCAUUUUCCACCGGAGAAUACAUCUGCUCUUCGCAGCACUUGUGCGACUCCGACACCCGGCGACCGUUGAUACAUGCGAGCUCCACUUGCAUCGCACCGUUAUGUAUCCAUUCGUCAUUUGCGAGUGGAAUCGUUCUAGGUGGCAGUGGAUGGUUUUAUUUUCUGUUCUGCAUGUCGCAUAAGCGACCACCGCACCACAAAAGAGUUUGGUGCCCGGCAGGCCGCCGGGACUGGAUUCCUUGGGCUGCGCCUCCCUUCAUUGUGUACGUAAUACGUAACCGCCAGCACAAACGUAAAGUUGGGCACAAGUGCAUGUAUACAUUAAUGCAUCUGUGUGAAUGGUGACACCGUGUUACUCUGCAUAUGACAAUGAAGCAGGAGGGGUGUUAUGCUGUCCUUUGUUGGAUCGCGUGUACUAGCACUCGGGUGCAGUGGAGCGAAUCCGGUCCAAAGAGCAAACCUGUCACAAAGGUGGGUCCCGUUGUGGAAUCCCUUCGUAUGGCGCCUCGUUUUGUUUUGUGUGCAGUCCUCUGCUAUGUUUCCCUGUGCCUCGUCUGGACCGUCCCAACAAAAGCCGACACGUGUGACCCGACGACAACCACAGCGUGCAAUAAUGGAAGCUGCUACGCACACAAUGGGUUGGAGGUUUGCGUUUGCGAGCUACCUUGGACGGGAGCGAAUUGCGACAAGACUAUGUCGCUGUGUACAAAAGACUGUGGAGUGAACUCAGAAUCUGGACUAGACUGCCAAACAGCGUUGUGUGGACUCGGCUCGUGCACAGACAGCAACGUGCCGCCGUACUACUCUUGUACAUGUGGCGAUUUCUAUAGUGGAUCCAACUGCGAAAUCCAGAGCAACCCCUGCAGUAGCGCCAGCAGUAAUCCGUGUGCAAAUGGGGCUUGUACAUUUGCUUCAGGGAAGAAUAGCGGGACAGUGACUUGCGUCUGCGACGACGGAUGGGAGGUCCCGCAAGGUGCGACGUCGACAAUCAUAAAAUGGGGAAAUAGCGAAGUUCUUAUGGGUCCACCUUGCUCGCAGCAACAGCAUCGAGGUGUAGCGAACCUCGCACUUACGUUGACAAGCGGUGAAAUGAUUAUAUGGUGGAUCGUUUUCGCCAUCAGCAUCAUUGCCCUCGUCUGGUGCUGCUAUACUGUGUGCGCUGAAACAUGCUCCAAAUACAUUAGAACUAUUGGCAGAGUACGGGCUGGAGCUCAGGCAGUAGGUGCCAUCUGAGGGUGAAUUUGAUGAAUGGAAUUAGCUGCCAGGCGGAAAAAGAACUUGCUUCCCCAGUAAGGAUCCCGGGGAAGCAGAGAUGACAAGCGUGUAUAUAAUAGUGGAAUGUUUGUGGUCUAAAACUUCUAUUUCAAAGACUCUUAACUCUGCAUCCCAUUAUCGGUAUCUGUUUUUUCUGCAUGUGCCAGGGCGUUCUGAGGGUCACAUCAAAGUACUUUUCGAUGUGCUACGAAGAGACACGCUAUCCUAUACGUGUCUUGUCCGCAUAUAUACCAGGUCACGAACAAAACUUUUUAAGGACACUCGGUGAAAUAAGAAAGGCCUGGAAACACA
This is a messenger RNA of Toxoplasma gondii ME49, 2902 nucleotides long. RefSeq lists its product as hypothetical. Lineage: Eukaryota; Apicomplexa; Conoidasida; Eucoccidiorida; Sarcocystidae. The record is from RefSeq and is a predicted model, not a curated record. The coding region runs from base 1700 to 2569 and encodes 289 amino acids. The transcript has a single exon.